This is a messenger RNA of Hippoglossus stenolepis (Pacific halibut), 4805 nucleotides long. It is a transcript of the gene trpc4apa, whose product is annotated as transient receptor potential cation channel, subfamily C, member 4 associated protein a. NCBI's taxonomy places the organism in Eukaryota, Metazoa, Chordata, Actinopteri, Pleuronectiformes, Pleuronectidae. The record is from RefSeq and is a predicted model, not a curated record. Bases 50 to 2374 code for a protein of 774 amino acids. Gene Ontology annotation, molecular function: phosphatase binding. Gene Ontology annotation, cellular component: Cul4A-RING E3 ubiquitin ligase complex. The transcript has 18 exons. Gene Ontology annotation, biological process: ubiquitin-dependent protein catabolic process.
CAGAGCUUCCACUUCCUGCCCCAACACUUCUGUUCAGGAAGAGGUAAAAAUGGCGACGCUUCUGGGGUCCGAGUCCCCCUGUACUGGAGGAAAACGAAGACAUUGCCGCAGCAAUAUCGUCAAAAAGUUCACGGCCAGUAAAAUCACCGGCCAGGGUUUCAGCCAAGGGACACAGCUCCCAGUAGGUUUGCUCCAGGAGAGAGAUAAACGGGCCAAGUGGAAUGGCAUCCCUACUGUGCUGCAGAAGCUCUACGAGAGCAGCAAUCCCAACAGUGACCUCUCCCAUGCCCACAGCUUUCUUAAGGUAUUAUCAUCUCAGCUCUCCGUGGAGGCCAUGUCUUUUGUCACAGAGGACAGGAAGACCGCUCAGGAAUCCACCUUCCCCAACACGCACACCUUUGACCUCUUUGGUGGAGUCGAUCUGCUCGUGGAGAUCUUGAUGAGACCCACACUAACUAUGCAGAAGAAAAAACCCAAAAUGAAUGAUGACCUGGUUAAGGACUGCCUUAGUGUUCUCUACAACUGUUGUAUAUGUACGGAGGGGGUGACAAAGUGUCUGGCAGCAAGGGACGACUUUGUUCUGUUUCUCUUCACCCUGAUGACAAACAAGAAGACCUUCCUACAGACUGCUACCCUUAUUGAAGAUAUCCUAGGGGUCAAAAAGGAGAUGAUCCAGUUGGAAGGGAUCCCCAACCUAUCAGGCCUGGUCCAAAGCUUUGACCAGCAACAGCUUGCCAACUUCUGCCGCAUCUUGUCUGUCACCAUCUCAGAACCUGAUGUAGGAAAUGAUGACAAGCACACCCUGCUGGCUAAAAACGCUCAGCAGAAACGCAACGCCAUCCCCUCACGGGCAGAGGUCAAUCAGGUAACCCUGCUGAACAUCCCUGGGUUCAUCGAGCGGCUGUGUAAGCUCGCCACUAGAAAGGUGUCUGAGGCCACAGGCGCCAACUUCCUGCAGGAGCUGGAGGACUGGUACACAUGGCUAGACAAUGCUCUGGUGCUGGACGCCCUUAUGCAGAUGGCCACUGAGGAGGCGGAACAAAGCAGUACAGAAUCAUCAGAUGAGAGUUCUCUGGCCACAAGCCCCCUGAGGCAUCGACUGCCUCAGUCCAUGAAGACUGUCCAUGAGAUCAUGUAUAAAGUGGAAGUGAUGUAUGUACUGUGUGUCCUUCUCAUGGGCCGACAGAGGAACCAGGUCCACAAGAUGCUGGCCGAGUUCCGUCUCAUCCCAGGUCUCAAUAACCUGUUUGACAAGCUGAUCUGGAGGAAAUACACUGCUUCAAAUCAUGUGGUGCACGGCCAGAAUGAGAACUGCGAUUGUAGUCCAGAAAUCUCCUUUAAAAUCCAGUUUUUGCGGCUACUCCAGAGUUUCAGUGAUCACCAUGAGAAUAAGUACCUCUUGCUGAAUAGCCAGGAGCUGAAUGAACUGAGUGCCAUUUCCAUGAAGGCUAACAUCCCUGAGGUGGAAGCUCUGGUCAACACAGACAGAAGCCUAGUGUGUGAUGGGAAGAAGGGCCUCCUCACGCGUCUCCUCGCUGUCAUGAAGAGGGAGCCUCCAGACUCGUCCUUCAGAUUCUGGCAGGCAAGAGCAGUGGAAAGUUUUCUUAGAGGAGCCACCUCCUAUGCAGACCAAAUGUUCCUCCUGAAAAGGGGACUGCUCGAGCACAUCCUGUUCUGCAUCAUCGAUAGCGGCUGUACAUCUCGAGAUGUCCUACAGAGCUACUUUGAUCUGCUGGGCGAGCUCAUGAAGUUCAACAUUGAUGCCUUCAAAAGAUUCAACAAAUAUGUCAACACUCCUGAAAAGUUUCAGACCUUCCUGACGCAGAUCAACAGCUCUCUAGUGGACUCCAACAUGCUAGUGCGUUGCAUUGUCCUUUCGUUGGACCGCUUCGAGAGCCAGACUGAAGAUGUCAAAGUGGUGGAGGUUCUGUCUGAGUGCUGCCUGCUGUCCUACAUGGCCAAAGUCGAGAACAGACUUUCCUUCCUCUUCAGACUGAUCAACAUCAUCAACGUGCAGACUCUCACACAGGAGAAUGUGAGCUGUUUAAACACCAGCCUUGUGAUCUUGAUGUUGGCCAGAAGAAAGGCUAAACUGCCCUUCUACCUCAACGCCUUGCGGGAGAAGGAGUAUGCAGAAAAGUACCCGGGCUGCCUGCUCAACAACUUCCACAACCUACUGCGCUUCUGGCAGCGCCACUACCUCAACAAGGACAAAGAUAGCACCUGUCUGGAGAAUAGCUCCUGUAUCCCCUUCAGCUACUGGAAGGAGACGGUGUCAGUGCUGCUGGGCUCAGACAGGACUUCUCUUUGUGCCAUAUCGAGCUACAUUGAUGAGCCUUUCAUGGAUCUGGACAGAGACCUGCUGGAAGAUUGACCUCCAGCAAGUGCACUCUGGGCUGGGGGGGUGGGACAGGGCAGAGGGUCACAGGGAGCAUGGACACCUAGAGCUGGUGAUGACUCCACUGGGCUGAGCCAUCCAGACGCUUCGUGACAGUGCUUCUGGAUGUAAAGACUCACCUGUUUGCUUUCUGUACCUACGCAUGGAGGCUGUCAUCGCAGAGGGGAGGGGGAUGUGAAUUCUCACUGAGUUACCGCUCUUCUUCAGAGGAAGCCUGUAUGCCCGUCCCAGAAACACAGAACAGACUAUUGGGGGAACUUGGGAUAUGACACCUGCGUUGGUUGUUUGCUUUAGGUGAAAUUCAAAUAGAGCCUUUUAUAUAACCUAUACAAAAUUCUAUGAAAAAAAUAUGUAUGAUUCAACAAAUUUAUGUUAGAAAAGAAAAAAAAAGAUUCCUUUUACAUGGACUUGGUUUGGAAAUGUCCACAGAUGAACUGUCAGCCAGAUGUGCAGUGACACGUCGCAGGGAGUCUGCUGUCUCAGUCGCCCACUACCUACACGCUCUCUGUCGACUCAGUGCCACUCCACUGCCUGACCUGUGGGGGCAUUAGUGAAAUUUGACUUUCUUGCAGGGGUCUUGAUGAUGAACAGCAUUUCCUUUUAACCCGUCUGUGGGUGUAUUUUAUUAGGUGGCUAUUGUUGAUUGGUGCUUUCUGGCUCUACUCAGAACAUUUAAGUAGCUCGUGGGUCGGCUGACAUGUCAUGUCUCACAGAUCACACACACGGGGCUCCUUUCACCUAAAAACCAUCCACUCUGCUGUGGCUUCAGAAGCUUCACACAGCAACUCGUCUCUUUUCCAGGUUCUUUUUGCUGAUCUAUUUUUGUCUUGUUGAAAACAAUGGCUUUUAGCUCUGGAUAAAAUGUAGAAUAAAACAUUGCACAGAUUAAAAUUGCUUUUAUUGUUUAUUAUAGUUUAACACAUUUGUUGAAUAAAUCACCGUCAUUUUGUACAGAAUUUGUAUCCAUGCUGUGGGCGAUGCUUUGGGAAAGAGAAUAAACUAUGCAGGUGCUAGUGUUAAGAUACCACUUUAAUUGCUCCAGACACUGUUUUAUGUGAAUCAGCCUUCAGCCCAACAUCCUCAUCAUUGGACUCCGUCAGAUUUUUCUUAAUCUCAGAGAAUGACAAUCUUUCUGUGUGAUUGCUCUUAUAGCUUGGUGCCACCACUCGAUCUUUACUCUGGAUUGAGAAGAAGCGGAGAGCUCGGCUGUGUUGACGUGUCCAUGGCAUGAAUGUGCAGUUGCAGAGCUGAACAGACAGUUGGCGUCUUAAAUUGAACACCCACGAUAAGUACAAAAUGAAUGAGCUACCUCAUAUUUUCUCCUGAAACCGUACAGAUCUAACCACGUCUAAUGAGAAGUGUACAGUCAUGAUUCAUGUGAAUGUAUAACGGGAUGCAAACACAUGUCCUUUUACACAUCCGAAGCCUUUUUCUUUUGCUUUAAAGCUGAUAACCAGAAAUGUUUCCUUGCUCUCUAGCUUUCAUUCAGCAUGUUUUAAAAGAAAUCUCUCCGAGUAUGCACAUGCUUAAACAGCUCAUCUUUUGCAGCAAUGUUGAUGCAAGAAACUUCUCAUUUAUCUCUUGCUGAGAUAAAUGCUUUGUGUAACAUGAUACUGCAGUGGUGUUAACAACCUGAGUACUGAUCAUGUUUUGUCAUGGAUGUAAACCCCUGGUAUCGCUCCUGUCAUCCACCGUAGAAGUCGAUGAAAAACACGAAUGUUGUGAGCUACUGCAUUGACACUCCCUGACUGUUGUAGCUUUGUGCUGCGGCGGUGUGAGAGAGUAAGCCCUCUGUAUGAGCCUGAGAGAACUGCUUCUCCACAGUUCUGCCAUAUGUGGUGUGAAGCUCCGAGUAGGCCUUAGAUUUCAAACAUUAUUUUGUGUAGGAAAUGGUGAAAUCUUUUCAAGAAGAUGCUGCGUACUAUUUGACUUUACCACUUUAAUUUGAGGUCUCACAUGUAUUGACUUUAUGAACUAGUUUUAUAUCAUGUUUGGCCUGGUGAGGACAUUAUUAGACACGUGUUGCAGCCACUUCUAAACUGGCAGUUAAAACUCGGACCAUAUGGUGCUUUUUGAUCAAAUAUUGUAUCUCAACACACAAGGCUCAAAAGCAUCUGGAUUUGUUUGUUGAAAAGGACAACGAUUAACAGUGGAUAAUUCAUGGUGUAAAAUCUAAACCAUGAAAGCAGAAAAUCUCUCCUGGUUGUGUUAAAUAAUCCCGUCUGCACCUGUCUGACUAAUCAAACAAAGAAGAAAAGAUUCACGUUUCAGUUUGACAUUCAACUAUAACCACUACUGUAACAGGCUCUAACCCUUCACCUUCCUCCUCUAAUGCUGGUGUUGAACUUCAUUUUCCUUAUUUAACAACUGUUUGUCAAAUUAAUAAUAUAAUAAAUUCUUCUUUAGA